This is a messenger RNA of Parathielavia appendiculata, 4792 nucleotides long. RefSeq lists its product as uncharacterized. The record is from RefSeq and is a predicted model, not a curated record. Gene Ontology annotation, molecular function: protein binding; signaling adaptor activity. The transcript has 20 exons. Gene Ontology annotation, cellular component: Seh1-associated complex; vacuolar membrane. Gene Ontology annotation, biological process: positive regulation of TORC1 signaling; cellular response to amino acid starvation. NCBI's taxonomy places the organism in Eukaryota, Fungi, Ascomycota, Sordariomycetes, Sordariales, Chaetomiaceae. The coding region runs from base 439 to 4593 and encodes 1384 amino acids.
CGAUAGUGGAAGUGGUUUUGUCCUCAUGAAUCCUGGUGGAAUCAUGAUCGUGAGAGCAGAUGACACAGGAACUGUCAUUCUUAAAUUGAGACAACUCACUGCUCUUCUACUGCCUCAUUGCAGUCGGCAUUUGCCGGGACCCUGCAGAUGGCGGUGUUUGAGCCAUUUUCGCAUUUCGACGAAUGAGCACGACAAGUCGACAACCAGAUUUCACUUUUAAACUGGAGGAGGUGCUUCGACUCCGACUGGACUUGGGCUGUUCAUCGCUGCAUCGUGGCUCUUGGGCGAGGCGGCCGCCUGAGCUCAGUGCACUCAACAAUGCGUGACGGCUCGUCCCGCGCUUCAACAUGCCAUCCUCUUUUGUCCAGCUCUCGGCUGCCCCGAAGAAAGGAAAGUCGAUAAGAUCAGCGUUUGAGAGCGAUGGAACCAUCCACGUCGAUGGCCUGGUGGGCUCCGCAACCAUCUCCCCCUCGGGCCGAGAUGCCUGAAGGUCUUGCCAUCAUCGACCUGGACUCACCCUGGAGUCCCCCGCGGAGGCUGAGCAGUCACGGCCUUCCAUGGCUUGUUGUGGACGUGCAGUGGUCACCGUUUGCGGCCCGCGACUACUGGGUUGCAUCCACGGCAAAUCAUCGCUGCCUCGUAUGGAAUCUCAAUAAGCGGGACGACUCGUCAUCGGGCGCCAUUGAGCAUUCCCUCCAGGCCCACAGUAGAGCCAUCACCGAUAUCAACUUCUCUGCUCACCACCCAGAUUCCCUUGCCACCUGCGCGGUAGAUGGCUACGUGUACUGUUGGGAUCUGCGGAGGCCGAGGCAGCCUGUGCUCGCCUUUUGCGAUUGGUUUGCCGGCGCCACUCAGGUCAAGUACAAUCGUCAGGACCCAUUCGUCCUGGCCUCUGCUCAUGACCGCUGGCUUCACAUCUGGGAUAUCAGGCGAGCCGCUGAGCCCCUCAAGACCAUCAGCGCCCAUACGUCCAAGAUCUAUGGUAUCGAUUGGAACCGCACCAAAUCAACCUGCAUCGUUACCUGCUCUCUGGACAAGAGCAUCAAGUUCUGGGACUACGCCGAGAAUGAUGAGGCGCCCCGGAGAGUCAUUCGCACCGAUUUCCCGGUAUGGCGAGCUCGACAUACGCCUUUUGGCCACGGGCUACUCGCCAUGCCACAAACAGAGCCAGGCAACCUAUUCCUAUAUGACCAACGCCCCGACCCCGAAACUCCCAUGGAUGGCACCGUCAAGCCCGUGGCUGUCUUUCCCGGACAUGGCAGCCACAAGGCCAAGGAGUUCCUCUGGCGAAGCCGCGGUGGUGUAAGCAACGAAGGGAUCGAUAACCGGGAGUUCCAGCUGGUUUCUUGGGGCGAAGACAACGAGCUCCGCCUUCACAAGGUUGAACAUGAGCUUCUAGAAUCUGUGGGCCACGUCCGAGGCGCCCCACUGAUGAAGAACCUCAUCCUCACUCGCAAAGGUGCCACCUACAAGACCUUCCGCACUGUUGACGAUGCUGUCCACCGAGAUCGCAGGAACCCCACCAUGAGCGAUUGUCCAGGGAAUGUUGGGCAACUACGCCAGAGUGCUCUCAGUAUCGGCCUGGACACAGGCCUUCGUCGGGUCGGGCCAUCUUGGCGAGCCACGUCCAUGAAGGCGAAGACAAACACCAACAAGCACGUGGAUAAGACCCAGCUGCAAAUUGGUUGGAUGAAGGGCAUAACCAUGUCAAAACGGAAGUCCAAAUCCGAUGCCUCCGGACGCCCAGGUCCAGACGACUCUGGUCUGUUUGGUCCUGGUUACGAUAACGGCUGGGGCGAACCCGACGCAAUCCAGGACGAGUUCCUGCGUAUCAGCAGCCAACUUCCAAACGUCAAGUGGGAUAACAUCGACUGGGACAGCCUCACGCUGAAUGCCUCGCUGAAGGGGCCAUGGGGCGUCAAUCGUGAGACUAUCUUCAUCAAGGUGAAGGUGGAUAUUCCUACCAGCUAUCCCAAGACCAAGGCGCCCAAAUUCUACGUCGAGAAGUCAUCUUUCAUGCCGGACGAGACACACCGAAAACUAGAACAUGAACUUCAUGAACUGGCACAUCGUUUUCUGCUGCGAAAGCAGAACUGCCUUUACACGGCCUUCAUCUAUCUGCUUGGCGAGGCCGACCUCGAGACCAGCACUUCGUUUUUCCAUAACGUCCGAGACUUUGACGACGACACGGACGGGCUGGCUGACGAGAGUUCCAGCGAGGAGGAUGAGAACGACAACCCUACGGGUGGUUCCGUAUCCAUGUCGCAGGAACUCAGCAGCAGCACCGAAUUAGGCCCUUCGGCGACCCUGGUCUCAACUCAGCGGCAGGCUGUUACUCCACUGCCUAUGUUCUGCGGAGCCCGGUUUUCCAACGAUGGCAGGGCCUUGUUCGCGCUUCCACACCCAGACUCCUCCAAGGAGCGGCCGAAAGGAGAGCCCACAUUUGCUGGCUUUGGACGUCUUUCCCACGGCUCGCCACCUCCUAAGCAGCGCUUCCAUGACGAAACGUCUGCAACGGACGAACAGUCGGGAGAAUCAGAUGACUCAGAGUCGACAACGUCGACUGACUCGGAGCCGACAACGGUGCACAAGAUCAAUCCGUGCGCCAAUGAGUCUAUACGCUCCAGUGGCGGUGGGACCGGCGCUGGUACUGGAACUGGAACUGGCACGGGAACGAGUCGGAAAAGGCCCGGUAAACCCAAGAACGUCAAGCAGUUUGCUCAGGAAUACGCCAUCUUCGGUGAAGGGGCUGAUGUGUGCAGCCACAACGCCGCCGUUGCCGAGAAAUACGGAUACCAGGAUCUUGUCCAUAUCUGGAAGUAUGCUGCCCUUCUGCUUCGAAGAGAUAUCCCCCUCGAAAUACACGACCUUCACCACAGCGGCCAACCUAUUCUUGUCAUCGCCAAGGACGCGGCUGCGAUCUUUGGGUCCAGUCUGGCCGGUCAUUUGAUCAGCGAUCUCUUUGACUAUUUUGAGAGGAUUGCCGACAUUCAGAUGUUAGCCAUGCUGGCAUGCAUAUUUGGCGACUACUCGAUCGAGGAGGAAGCAGCCAUAGCAGCAUCCCAUCUUCCCCAGCCCAAGACGCCGCUACCGAUGAAAGCGCCCUCGUUUUCGCUCGAGUAUUUCCCGACCGAUCCGGCACUCUGGAACUUGAACUACAAGACCCUGACGCCGGCCAAGUCGGGCUCAAUCGAACCUAGGUCGCACUCAUACUCAUGUGGAGAAACGCCACCCAAUCCUGCCCGGGAACAUCUCCGAGAGAUGAGCCAGACACAAAGUCUGUCUACAUCUCCCAGCAACAGCCUCCCCCGAGCGCUUGCUGGAAUCAGGCUCAGCCCAGUCGCUUGGGCUGGCUCGAGCAUGUCUGGCACUGGCCCCGAUACCCCCGGAACAUCGCGCACUUCCUUUUCGGAUGAUGAGUACUGGAAGGACGACCUCUUCUCCAUGGUUCCAGUAGCCGUGUCGUGCAUCCCGGAAAACCAAGGCCUCUUUGACGACGACGGUUGGAUGUCGACUCCCUUGAUCGACCGCAGCCAUUUCCAACUGUACUCUAGCUACCGCUACACCUACGCCGAGAUGCUCCAAAUGUGGAGUCAGCCCCUAUCCCGCCUCGAGAUCAUGAAAUUCGACGUUCUCAGAGAAGACAAGCUCCCCGCCAGUGGAGCCACAGCCAGCAAGUACCCGGAGGACUCGGCACCAAACAACUCCCCCUUUUACCCGGCGGGUGCCACAUCUCCCACCUCUCCCUUCGCCGACCGCAGGGGCUUCUUCCAAGAACUCCUCACAUCAGGGCGGGGCGUAGACAUCACAGGCUUCUGCCGCGUCCACCCGGGCGUCCCUCUCGAACCGGCAGAGUACCUGCGUCCGCCGCCGCCCACCCCCACCACCCCUGCCGCCACCAGCAGCAGCAGCAUCAACCAUACCCCCGUCGUCAACGGCGCGCACGCCGACCUGGUGCCCCAGACCGAGAUGGAGUGCGUCUACUGCUGGGAGCCCGUCAUCGGCCUGUACACGCCCUGCCUGGCGUGCGGGUGCUGUCCCGUCGGCCACGACUGGGCUGGGUUGAGGGCCGCCUUGCUGCUCGCCGGCGGCGAUGGUGGUGGUGCUGCGGCGGAUGAUAGGCACAGGGAAAAGGGCAGGGGGGCCGGUGGUGGUGGUGGUGGUGGUGGUAGUUCGGGCGCGGGCAGAGAGAGUGCUCCUCCCGGUUCUCCGAGGCCAGGCGGCGGGACGACGACGACGACCUUAAGGUCGGCCAAGUCCAGGCGCAAGUCGGCGCCCGCGGACGCGGCAAAGUUUCAUCUCCUCCGCAGGAUGCGUGACUCGGCCGGGACGCCCACGGUCACCUCCUCCGCCCGGCCGAUCGCAGCCGGCGAUGGCACCAGGAUGGGCGGGGGCGGCGGCGGUUCUCGCAGCAGCAGGAGAGGCCAGGACGACAGUGACAUUGACAGGACGGACCGGCAGAGCGUGGCUUCUGGUGUUGCGGGGGCCCUGCUGGCGGGCCCCAUUUCUGCGGCGCAGCUGAGCUUGGGCAAGAGGCUGAAGAAGCAGCUCGAGGAUUCGGGGCGGCCGGGGACGACGUCGAAUGGUGGGUGAUGUAAUUUAAAUGUAACGUUUUAAGAUUUUGUCUAUCGGAGCUGUACGUCAAGCUGUUGGGAAUGAGUGAAAUAUAGCGUCGCGGAACUUUGGUGAGGCAGGGGAAUUUUCGUUCGGAUGUGCUGGUCAAUGAACGAGUCUUGAGCUAGUUCCGCUUUGAUACUAUAACUUCAAGGAAUAUCUGACAAUUCAGGGCCCU